Molecule: messenger RNA, 3732 nt
Organism: Photinus pyralis (common eastern firefly)
Lineage: Eukaryota; Metazoa; Arthropoda; Insecta; Coleoptera; Lampyridae
Gene: Nos
Product: nitric oxide synthase
Exons: 20
Coding region: 72-3476 (1134 amino acids)
Biological process (GO): nitric oxide biosynthetic process
Molecular function (GO): heme binding; NADP binding; FMN binding
Source: RefSeq, a predicted model, not a curated record
GAAAAGUGAUCUAAUAAUUUACUGUUUACUGUAUAGAAAUCAUCUCAGAGUGUGGCUACAAGUGCAGCGAAAUGACAAAAAAGGUGCUACCGCGGUGCUUACGGAACACUGCAGAUCGCCAAGCAACUACCUACGACAGGUUAAAUGAGACGCCAAUGAAACAGAAUACAGUGUGUACGCCGCAAGCAUGUUUGGCAAGCACUUUGAACAACAGCGGGAAAAUAGCUAGCGAGCUCCGCAGUUUAGAUGACCUGUUAUUACAAGCUCAAGAUUUUCUGGACCAAUAUUUCACGUCAAUAAGAAGAGCGAACACGCCGGCUCAUACUUCGCGAUUUGAUCAAGUACAAAAAGAAAUCGAGGCAACCGGAACGUAUCAGCUUACCGAAACUGAGCUUAUUUACGGCGCGAAGCUUGCAUGGAGAAACUCGGUUAGGUGCAUUGGACGUAUUCAAUGGGCCAAAUUGCAGGUAUUUGACUGUCGAUAUGUGACAACGACGAGUGGUAUGUUCGAGGCACUAUGCAAUCAUAUCAAAUAUGCAACGAAUAAAGGGAACAUUAGGUCUGCUAUUACCGUCUUUCCUCAACGUACGGAUGGAAAGCACGAUUACAGAAUAUGGAACCCCCAACUAAUUAGCUACGCCGGUUACAAAAAACCUGACGGAACUAUCAUCGGUGACCCACAGAACGUCGAGUUCACUGACGUCUGCAUAAAAUUGGGAUGGAGAGGACACGGCACCAUGUUCGAUAUUCUCCCGCUGGUGUUGUCUGCCAACGGUCACGAUCCCGAUUAUUUCGAUAUACCGAGCGAGCUUAUAUUGGAAGUACCAUUAAAGCAUCCCUCAUUUGAGUGGUUCGAAAAGCUGGGAUUGAAAUGGUACUCGCUUCCAGCGGUAUCGAACAUGAUGUUCGACUGUGGUGGUCUACAAUUCACUGGUGCCGGAUUUAACGGGUGGUACAUGAGUACCGAAAUUGGGUGUCGAAAUCUCUGUGAUACAUACCGUUUUAAUAUGUUAGAGACUGUAGCAUUAGCGAUGGGCUUAGAAACUCACACUAGCGUCACACUGUGGAAAGAUAAGGCGAUGGUCGAGUGCAAUCUAGCCGUUUUGUACAGUUUUCAAUUAAAGGGAGUGACCAUUGUUGACCAUCACACGGCAUCGGAGUCGUUCAUGAAGCAUCUUGAAAAUGAAACACGACUACGUAACGGUUGUCCUUCGGAUUGGGUUUGGAUAGUACCGCCGAUGUCGGGUUCUGCUACUCCGGUGUUUCAUCAAGAGAUGGCUUUGUACCAUCUGAAACCAUCCUAUGAAUAUCAGGAACCCGCAUGGAAAACUCACAUUUGGAAGAAGGAUAGGGAACCAAACAAAACCACGAAAACAAGAAGAAGGUUCCACUUCAAGCAAAUCGCAAGAGCUGUGAAAUUCACCUCAAAGCUGUUUGGGCGAGCUCUAUCCCGUCGUAUAAAGGCGACUGUCUUGUAUGCAACGGAAACUGGGAAAUCUGAGAGUUACGCGAAGAAGUUAUGCGAACUCCUCGGUCACGCUUUUAAUGCUCAAGUUUACUGUAUGGCCGAUUAUGAUAUCUCCAGUAUUGAACAUGAAGCAUUACUUUUGGUUGUUACUUCCACGUUCGGCAAUGGCGACCCUCCAGAAAACGGCGAGGAAUUUGCAAGAACUCUGUACGAUAUGAAGAUGCACGAAAAUAAUAUCUCUCAUAGCGGAGAAAAUAAAUUAGGUUUGGCGUCAUCAAAGUCUUUCAUUAAAAUGAACAGUCAGAGUGACAAUAUAAAGAAGUUACGGAGGUAUGAUUCAUUGCGGGGAAGUUCAAUUACUGAUGUACUAGUUGAAGACAACUUUGGUCCGCUUAGUAAUGUUAGAUUUGCCGUGUUCGCGCUUGGCUCUAGUGCAUAUCCAAAGUUUGCCGCUUUUGGGCAAUACGUGGAUAAUCUUUUAGGCGAAUUGGGUGGAGAAAGACUAAUGAAAAUGAUGGCGGGUGAUGAAAUGUGCGGACAAGAUCAGGCCUUCAAAAAGUGGGCGCCUCACGUAUUUAAGCUGGCAUGCGACACGUUUUGUCUGGACGAUGACGAAUCUAUCCUAGAAGCUGCGUUAGCUUUGGAAACGGAAACGUUAUCUAAUGCCACAGUACGAUUUGUGGAAGCAAAAGAACAAUCCACCGAAGUGUCUCUAUCAAAGUGUUACAACAAAACGGUAUCUGCAGGCGUGUUGGUCAACCGUACCAAUCUACACGCAGAAAUAUCGACACGAGCCACACUUCUGUUAGAAAUAGAAUCCUCUCUAACUUACCACCCGGGUGAUCACGUGGGAAUCUAUCCAACUAAUCGAGGAGAUUUAGUAGACAAAAUUAUUGAAAGGCUCAUUGGAGUUGACGAUCCCGAUAAAGUGAUCCAGCUGCAGACUUUGAAGGAAUCUCACACUUCAAACGGGGUUGUAAAAACGUGGGUGCCACACGAACGGCUACCAAAUUGUUCUGUGCGGCAAUUAUUCUCAAGAUUCUUAGAUAUAACUACGCCGCCUUCCCCUAAUUUAUUACAACAUUUUGCUUCAAUUGCCACAUCGGAGGACGACCAAGCGAAACUGACCGUAUUGGCAACGAAUCCUGCUGCUUACGAAGACUGGCGGCAUUGGCGUUUUCCGCAUUUAUUAGAAGUUUUAGAGGAGUUUCCGUCGGUGAGACCUUACGCGCCCUUAUUGGUUACCCAGCUUCCUAUUUUACAACCUCGCUUUUACUCGAUAUCCUCCAGUCCAGCCGUCUAUAAUAAUCAAAUUCACGUGACGGUUGCUGUUGUAACUUACCGAACUGAAGAUGGCAAGGGUCCUGUUCACUACGGCGUGUGUUCUAAUUAUCUUCAAGAUACAUCGAUCUCCGGUAAGGUGUACAUCUUUGUGAGAAGUGCUCCGAAUUUCUAUCUUCCAAAAGACAUAUCAAUACCGGUAAUACUAGUUGGACCUGGAACGGGCAUAGCGCCCUUCAAAGGAUUUUGGCAGCAAAGGCUGUCUGAUAUAGAAAAAACAAAAAAGCAUGCUGGCAAAAUGUGGUUAUUCUUUGGAUGUCGUCAGAGGGGGUUAGAUUUAUACCGCGAAGAAAAGGCGGAUAUGGUAAAGUGCGGUGUACUUGACAGAGUAUUUUUGGCGUUAUCUCGCGAGCCCAACGUUAAGAAGACUUAUGUUCAAGAUUUAGCCUUGGAGGUGGCCGAUGAGAUAUAUCAAAUAAUGGUAAUUGAAAAAGGUCACUUCUAUGUCUGUGGGGAUUGUACAAUGGCCGAACACGUCUAUCAAACUUUAAAGACGAUUAUACAGCAGUAUGGAGGAAAAACCGACAGCCAGGCUGAAGCUUAUAUGCUUACUCUUAGGGACGAAAAUCGGUAUCACGAAGAUAUCUUUGGAAUUACUCUGCGAACAGCUGAGGUCCAAAACAAAUCCAGAGAAUCCGCACGAAUUCGUAUGGCAUCGGAACCUUAGCGUUUACCAUUUGUCAGAAGAUGUAAAUCAUUCGAUAAUCAUAAGUGAUAAUAUAUUAAAUUGUUUAGGAGUAUUACCAAAAUUGUGCGAAAUCUGUGAGAAAUACUUUACUCGCCUUAAGCAAAAAUUUUGCAAAUUUAAUGUUUUCUUAAUAAUAAGUCAUUAUGCACAAACAUAUGUGAACAUUUAAGCACUCCAGCAUAAUGGAAGUUACAUUUUAAUUCUAUUCAUAGUCUAUAAAUUUGAUCCAAUUAGA